Neopsephotus bourkii (Bourke's parrot) is the source of this 696-nucleotide messenger RNA. Its product is annotated as acrosin-like. The annotation marks the transcript as partial. The record is from RefSeq and is a predicted model, not a curated record. Gene Ontology annotation, biological process: acrosome reaction; proteolysis. Gene Ontology annotation, molecular function: serine-type endopeptidase activity. Lineage: Eukaryota; Metazoa; Chordata; Aves; Psittaciformes; Psittacidae. The transcript is spliced from 4 exons.
AUGGCAGCAAUGGCUUUGCUCCAUGUCCUCAUCGUGCUGUCAUUGCCCUGGCUCGUGCACGGCUCCUGGGACAGCUGUGGAGGGACCUGCGGUACCCGUCCCAUGGCUGAUUACUAUGGGAUGUCACGCAUUGUCGGAGGCAUGGAUGCGCACCAGGGCGCCUGGCCAUGGAUGGUCAGCAUCCAGUUCCCCACGGCCACCGGCUUCUCGCACAUCUGCGGGGGCUCCCUCAUCACCCCCCAAUGGGUCCUCACGGCCGCUCACUGCUUCAUCGGGCAAAACUUCACCACGGAUUGGUACGUGAUGGUUGGAAUCACGGACCUGGCUUGGGCCAAUUCAGAGACCCAGAAACGUUGGAUGCGGAAGGUCGUGGUCCAUGAGUAUUACACCAAGGCCUCCGACGGCUUCGACAUCGCCUUGGUGGAGCUGGACCAGCCGGUGCAGUGCGGGUACCACGUGCAGCUCGUCUGCCUGCCCGAUGCGACACUCAGGGUAUCCCAGCUCUCUGAGUGCUUCAUCAGCGGAUGGGGUGCGAGGGAAGCCAGAACGGGGGCAUCGUCCCCAUCAGCCCUGCAGGAGGCCAAGGUCCGCCUCAUCGAUGUCCAGCUCUGCAACAGCAGCCUGUGGUACCGAGGGGCCAUCAAGAGCCACAACCUCUGUGCUGGGUACCCCCAGGGUGGCAUCGACACCUGCCAG